Molecule: messenger RNA, 1008 nt
Organism: Acanthamoeba castellanii str. Neff
Lineage: Eukaryota; Discosea; Longamoebia; Acanthamoebidae
Product: solute carrier family protein
Exons: 9
Coding region: 1-1008 (335 amino acids)
Biological process (GO): transmembrane transport
Cellular component (GO): Golgi membrane; endoplasmic reticulum membrane
Molecular function (GO): 3'-phosphoadenosine 5'-phosphosulfate transmembrane transporter activity
Source: RefSeq, a predicted model, not a curated record
AUGGAGUCCACGGUCUCUGGGGUGCCACAGCAGCAGAAGAAGAGGCCGGAGGGGCACUACGAGGGGGUGGCCUUUCUGCGAUUCCUGCCCCUGGGAGCACAAUUCGUGGUGUGCGUGCUCCUGGUGAUAUUCCUCCAGGGCGCCUACACCUACGCUCAGGAGUUGCUCUUCUCCGUUGAGAAGUUCCCUCAUCGGUGGUACGCGACGGUAUGGCAAGGCGGGCUCUACUCGCUCUUCGCCUAUACCAUGCGGCGAUCCUCGGGCGAUCGCGGCCGACGGGGUCCGUUUCGUGACUAUGUGGUGCUGUCGUCGGUGGUGUUCAUGGGCCGGUUCAUGGGCGUGGCUAGCCUCCACUACAUCGACUUCACCACCCGGGUCCUGUUCCAGUCCUCCAAGCUCAUUCCCACCAUGCUCGUGGGCCUGCUCUACCUCAAGAAGUCAUAUACGGCGGGCGAGUACACGGCGGUGUUCAUGCUGGUUACUGGGCUCUCGCUGUUUUCGUUGGGCGAUGCCUCGGUCUCCACUUCGUUCAAUGUCCUCGGUGUCGUGCUGGCCGGCGGUGACGCCUUUUCAGACGCGCUCAAGUCGUCCAUUCAGGAGCACCUGAUGUCGUCGCACAGCGCUUCCACCCUCGAAGUGGCACUAUAUUCCAACCUCUCGGGCUGCCUGUGCGCGAUCCCGAUUCUCAUUUUCACCGGCGAGCUCGCGGCGGUCUACGAGACCUUCAGCCUGCGCGCACAUAUCGCCCUCAUCGCCAUGUACCUCAUCGGCUAUCUUGCGUCGCUGUCCGUGCUGUACGUGCUCAAGCUUAGCGACGCUCUCAUUUCUGCCAUGGUAACGUGCUUCCGCAAGUUCAUGUCGAUCGUCUUCUCUUUCUUCAUCUUCUCCAAGGUUGCGACCAUCAACCACGUCGUUGGCGGCGUGCUCUGCUUCGUUGGCAUCGCCGUCCAGAUCUGGAUCAAGCAGCGCAACCGGCAAGCACGCCUCUUCGCCAAGCAGAAGUACUGA